UCCGUUAGCUAACGGAAAUACGAAGUUCAUAUGUAUGUACGUGACAUGCAUAUGGCGGAGUAAAAUGGUUCGCAAAAAGAUAGACAAUCGAUUAGAGUUUAAGCAAUAGCAAAUGGUGGCGCCAUCUUGGGACACAGAACAAUGUCGUUGGCGGCGAAAAAGCGAGAGAUCAAUUAUUGCAAUUAAAAACAUUCUGCCUUGACAAAAAUAUGUCCGUUCUUCCCGGGGAGACUGGUCGAAGAAACGUCUAAUGGACGACUAUUGGACGUCCAUUAGAGAUUUUGCAUGGAAGCUCAUAAAGACAUAAUAUGCCGAUUUAACGAGAGAUUCUUGUUAUCUCUGACUAACUGUACUCAAUGUUUGAUUGUCGAUGAUCAACUGAAUAUAUUAUUUAUAUCUUCUCACACUCUAAGAAUAGAACCUAUACAUAAAUCAGAUGUUCUAGAAGAAUAAUCGACUGUAGAUGUUUUAAAGGAGAGUCUGUAAGAUACUUAACCUCUAUCUGCAUUAAUUAAUUGUUGCAAGACAGUCGACCAGACAAAGGCCUCAAAUUAAAGGUUCUCAAAUUUAUUAAGUGUAUUUCCGAAAAAACUUUGAGAUUCAGUGUGUCACUGACCGCAGAUAGAGGAUAUGAUAAAUCGGCUGCAGUGAGACUUGCCAUUAGCGGAGCUGUUACUUUCAGAUACUCCAAUAUAUACAUCUCAAAUCUUAGUUCGGAGAACUUGACACUCUCUUUGAAUUUGUCUUCAAAGGGAUCCUUGUUCUUCUACCACAAAGCUUCUGAAUUGUUCUUACAGAGGCUGGUUUCUUUGUAUGUUGCAUCACAUUAUAAAAAUAUUUCUAACAAUUUGCAAAUGAUGUCUAAUGCUCCUGCGCAGCAUCUAUUCUGUCUAUUGGAGUCCGUAGAUUCCAGUAAGAAGACUUCACCUGAAAUAUCAACUACCGUUCUCCACCACGACGUUUUGCUUCACAAAUCAUCCGACCGUUUAUAUUCUCCGAGGGAAGACAUUAAGUGCCGCACAACAUCGCGGGGAGGGUUAAUUCCAAAAAAGAACAAGAUCAUUAAGAGGUGGAAAGCAUUGUGACCGACACAACGGGAUCGCAGCGAUCAGGGUGGACAGAUGGCCGCCGGUCCCGGCAAGGACCAAUGACAGGAUGGUCCUGGACACUGGCAGCAUUUCGUGGUUCAUUUGCGGUACCCAUGGGUGCCAUCUAUUAUCGAGGGUCGAGCCGACGCGGCCGAAGUCGAUUUUCCCGUCCCGAAAGAGAACGGAAAAGGGGAGCGGCGGGGGACGGAGGACGAGCUGCGCGCGACACCUCAGAGACUGGUUCGUGAUUUACAACGCUGAUUCUGCGUGGAAGAGCGAAAGGACGAAGGAACGCAACGCAGAUAAUUUCUCUCCGGCGUUAUUUUCUGGCGUGAACAACGACAGAUGUGGUCUGAGGAAAACUAAGAAGAACAUUGAACGGACCGGCUGUACGAAAUGAUGGAUACAUUCAUACGGAGAUCAAUUUAACGUUGUUUCAAAAUGUACAACGAGUGGCAAAAGGGUGAAUUAGUGUGGUUCGACCCCGGCGUCGGCCAUGUGCUGCCAGGUGAAGUCCUGGAAUACCACAGAGCAGCCAAUGUACUUUCGGUGCAAGCAGUGAUUGCCGGCAAGCCGCAAAUCUUUACUCUCACCAAUUUAAGCGGCGUGAAGCCCAGGCAGGACUUAGGACAAAAUGGUGUGGAGGAUAUGAUUCAGUUGACGGAUCUGAACGAGGCGUCAUUAUUAUGGAACUUGAAGAUCCGUUACGACAAAGAAUUAAUUUACACGUACACGGGAAGUAUCCUUGUGGCGGUAAAUCCGUACAAAAUGUUCGACAUCUAUGGACUGGAUCAGGUGAAGCUUUACGAAGGACGAAUCCUUGGAACACUUCCGCCGCAUUUAUUCGCUGUGGGUUCUUCCGCGUACAGUCAAGUGACUGCGGCCAAUAACGCCAGUGCUAAUCAGGUGGUCGUCAUUUCCGGCGAAUCCGGCUCGGGGAAAACGGAGUCUACAAAAUUAGUGAUGCAAUAUCUCGCAGCCGUGAAUCGCGCACCGAACAACCUCGUCACCGAGCAAAUUCUGGAGGCAACGCCACUUCUGGAGAGCUUCGGAAAUGCCAAAACGCCGCGAAAUGACAAUAGCAGCCGCUUCGGAAAGUAUUUGGAGGUCCAUUUCAGAGACGGUGCAAUCAUAGGCGGUAGAAUAACGCAAUAUCUUCUAGAAAAGAGUAGAAUAGUAACUCAGGCUUCGGAGGAGAGGAACUAUCACGUGUUCUACGAACUUCUAGCUGGACUCGACCAGCAACUCAGGGAUAAAUACGGUCUUCUAACACCGGACAAGUAUUUUUAUUUAAAUCAGGGUGGAAACUGUGAGAUCGAUGGCAAGAGCGAUGUUCAGGAUUUCAAAGCGCUGCUGUCAGCCAUGCAAGUUUUGGGCUUUUCGUCUGAGGAGCAGGAUACGAUUUUCAAGAUUCUAGCCAGUGUAUUGCAGCUGGGAAAUGUUUACUUUCACCGGAAGCAAAUGAGACACGGCCAGGAAGGAGUGGAAGUCGGUUCUGACGCAGAAAUACGCUGGGCAGCGCACCUUCUUCAAGUAAAUUCCGAAGGCAUCAUCCGAGCACUCACCACGAAGACAACAGAAGCAAGAAACGAGAGAGUCUUCACGGCCUUAAAUAUCGACCAAGCUCUCGACGCCAGAGACGCAUUUGCGAAAGCUCUGUACAGUUCGCUCUUUUCAUGGCUAGUCGCGCGCGUCAAUCAUAUUGUUUACAAGGGUACUAAACAAACUGCUGCCAUUUCGAUCCUCGAUAUUUUUGGCUUCGAGAAUUUCACGGAAAAUAGUUUCGAGCAAUUAUGUAUCAACUAUGCGAACGAGAAUUUGCAAUUUUAUUUUAACAAACACAUCUUCAAGCUAGAACAGCAAGAGUACGCGAAGGAGAAAAUUGAUUGGACCACAAUCAACUAUACGGACAAUUUACCAGUAAUUCAUUUGAUUGCGAAAAAACCGGUGGGCAUUCUUCACCUGCUGGACGACGAAAGCAACUUCCCUAAAGCGACGGAUCUUUCCUUUUUGGAAAAAUGUCAUUACAAUCAUGCGUUGAGCGAGCUGUAUUCAAGACCGAGAAUGAACUCCGCCGAGUUCGCGAUCAGACAUUACGCUGGCCAAGUUUGGUACAAUGUGGACGGUUUCCUGGAUAAGAACAGAGACACUUUGAGGCCGGAUGUGGUCGAAUUAUUGAUUAGUAGCAAAAUUUCGAUGGUCAGCAAGAUGUUCCAGCACGUCAGAACCACCCACGAAGCUAAUAAAACCAUGAAUAAGCCGAAUGGCAGAUUUGUCACUAUGAAGCCGAGAACUCCGACAGUUUCGGCUCGAUUUCACGACAGUCUCCAGCAGCUUUUAGAGUCCAUGUCUCAAUGCAAUCCGUGGUUUGUCCGGUGCAUCAAGCCAAAUACUGAGAAAGCACCGAUGAAAUUCGAUAUGCCUUGCGUACUUGAGCAAUUAAGGUACACAGGAAUGUUGGAGACGAUCCGCAUCAGAAAAACUGGCUAUCCGGUCCGUCUUUUGUUCGGACACUUUGUGGAUCGAUAUCGGUAUCUUGUAUCGACGCAUCUACCAAGAGGAGCGCCCAACAAGGAGCUCUGCAGGAUAAUUUUAGACAAAGCCGCACCAAAAGAGGCGCAGUCACAAUAUCAGCUCGGACUGACGAGAGUAUUCCUGCGCGAAUCGUUGGAAAGGGCUUUGGAAUAUAACAGAGCUUUGAUUUUGGAGAGAGCGGCCAUUACAGUUCAGAGAUACACGAGAGGCUUUUUAGCGCGCAGAAGAUUCCUCAACAUUUCCCGAAGCACAGUAUUGAUACAAGCGGUGUACCGCGGUUAUCGAGAACGCAAGCAAUUCCGCGCUAUGAAGAAGGGUGUUAUGAUGGCGCAGAAGCUCUACAGAGGCAGAAAACAACGAGAGAGAUUUGAAGUGUUGAAAGAAGAGAUGGCGAAGAGAGCGGAGAUCGAAAGAGCCAGUAAGGAGCGAGCGAAGGCGAAGCAGCAACGGGAUGAGCAGGAAAGGACUUCGCGAGCUGUUGCCGGUGUAAAUCAUUUGGAGAUUCCCGCGGAAUUAGCUUUCAUUUACAGCAAACUUGAUGGCUGGCAGCCUACGCACACCGAGCGAAAUCUGCUCAAAGUCGUCGGCCAAGUCGUCCCAAUGAACUUUACCUACAAUUUGUCGCACGACAUCGAUCAGUAUCAAUUUUCGAAGUUCACUAAUAUUUAUUUCAAGAGUCACAUCUUUGGAAUGAAGCGCGAGCCGAUCAAAACGCCGUUCCUAGCAAAGGCUCGCGAUCAAGAUUACACGGAUUCUCUAAUGAUCUUUAAAAUGAUAUUGCGCUUCAUGAACGAGAGCAAUCUUAAUGGAAAACGCGAGCAAGCGUUGGGAGACUACAUCGUUAAUAAGGGUAUUGUGAACGAAAAGCUGAGAGACGAGAUACUGUGCCAAUUAGCGAAUCAAACCUGGAAGAACGAGAAUGACGCCAACAAGGAGAGAGGGUGGCUGCUGCUGUCCAAUUGUUUGUCAGCGUUCCAACCCAGCGGUACCCUCUUCAAGUAUUUUUUGAAAUACGUCUCGGAUCACGCCUAUGACGGUUACAAAGCUUACUGCCAACGCAAAUUGUUGCAAGGUGAAAGAACAAUGUACCGUAUAAUGAAUAAUAAUCACCAAACGGUGCACCAAGUGCCCAGGAAUUAUCCUCCGUGCGUCCUGGAAUGGCGGGCCAACAGGAACCGCGUAAAUAUGGCGCUCAGUGUUGGCUUUUACGAUGGUGAAACAACUACGUGCGCGAUAGAUUCCUGGACGACGUGCGAAGAGUUGGGUAAUCUCGCGAUUCGAAAUCACGGAGUAGAGAACGCCGGCUGGACUAUCACACUCUGGAACCAAUUAGACGGUCCGGACGCUAUCGUGACGGAGACCAACGGCUUCGAUUAUGUCCUGGACUUGAUUUCGGAAAUGGAAUUGGCUCCGGCUUUCCCGGCCGCCAAACACAUGUUUUUGGAACAACGAAAGAACAGUUUGCCACCCAUAAAAAAACGAGAACACGCUCAAGUCAUUCGAGAGUUGGAGCAAGAGAUGGAAAUCCCUAUCCUGAAAACCUUCCAGCCUCUCGAAAGAAAAUCAGUGCCAAAGGUAGUUGACAAGCCUGUGGAACCGGAAAUCCAGGCACCCAGACGACCUGUGGUCCCUCCUCCACAGCCACCUGUUGCAAAGCCUAUGCGAAAGCAAUCGCACGAGGCUAUUUUGGAAACUACGACGGAAAUGGGGCUGUCGAGAAACUCCGCCUUGAACGAUCGCUACUUCGAAAAAGAGAAGCAGCGUAGUCGAAGUUUGGACAAUUUAUUACAACCGGAAAUGAUUCCUUCGCCGGUGAAGCUCGCCAAUCUCGGGCUUUCCUCGUCCAAAUUGAACGAGCGGUACCACAGUUUGGAAAGAAUCGGCGAGACUCCAGCGGUGAGCAACGUUGAGUAUAUGACGCGCAGUGAGAUCGCGCAGGAGCGGAAGUAUAGCAGAGCUACGAGAACCACAGAGCCCAACAUCGAGGAGGAGGAUCUCACGAUCGACUUUGAAUACCCGGACAUCCAAUCCGUCAGUCAAACCGGACGAUCAGAGGAUGAUAAGAGCUACAUAAGAUCGCAGACCAGAUUCAUCAAAUCACAAUAUCCUGGCAAACGCGCGCUGCCGGGAAGCCAGUCCAGUCGUGCUUACAUCGAGAAGAGUGAGUACGGUGUGAAAUCGUCGGCCAUGUCUGACACCAGCGAGGCGCCUUCUUUGGCAUCGCACGUUCGGCGCGUAAGAGUGCCCAGCCAAGCUUCCGACGUCGAUCAGUUUCUGGAUGAGCUUUUCAUGCCCGUGUUAGACGGUAAUCUCGACGAACUAUCAGAUGCACGCAGCUUAGCCGCUUCGAUAAAAGGCUCGCGUGACAUCAGGCCAUUUGAAGAUGAAAAAGUACUCGAGAAUCUGCGGAGAAACGAUAGUAAAAUUAUCGCGUCGACCACCGUCGAUGAUUUCAUUAAGAAAAUGACGAUGGGAAACGAGCGUGCGGAUAUCAGCGCGGGUGAAUUGUCGAAGAGGAUCAAAGGAGGCGGCAAUAUGGACAUUCCUAAUCAGAAUGCAGCCUUCAAUUUCAGCCCGAUCGCACAGAGCAUGAUGUCGCCACCCAUGAUGAUGCCCGUGUUCAGUCCCACUCAACAAGUUUCAUCCUCUCAAAAUGCUAACAUGAACAUGGGUGCAAGUUUUAUGCCCAUUCCGAUUUAUAACAUGCAGGGACUCAGCCUACCGCAGUAUCCUAGUUCGCCGUCCAAUCAAAACAACGAUAUGGUGGUGUACCAGCAGAAUCUUCAGCGAGCUUUCCUGCAGAGCGCGAUGGCGCAGAAUAUUCAGAUACAACAGCAGCUACUAGCGCAGAAUCAGGCUUUGCAGCAACUGUUGGUCCAAAGUCCGAACUCAACACAGCAACCGAGCACGGUGUUACCCGCUGGCCCCUCAAGCAUGAAUCUUGUCCCCCCAGCUCCCCCAAUCAGUGCCCAUACGGGGCUGAAUGAUUCUAUCGGACGCUACUCCAAGGUCUCAUUUAGAGAACCCGACGAUCUUGAACUGUGGUCAACGGAAAAACGGGGACCGUCUGCGCAAUCCACGCCAAUUAAUCAACGGCAGGAAACAAUGACGGUGAAGGCUCAAAUUCAUAGGUCUCAGAGCCCGCCUAGAAAGAAUUCUGAAGUCACCCGAAAAACAAGCGCCGAUUAUGCGCGAAAAAUCAGCGUAGAUCGAAAAGUGACCGAUAGAAAGGCACAGGCAGAAGUAAAGAGAACCAACCUGAACAAGAAUAAUAUACAGAGCAAUUUUACCAACGUGCUCAGUGAGCUGAAGAACAGAAAGAGCAGCGUAGACAGCAAUCCUUCAAAUUCCAGCAAUAACAAGGGCGUGCCGCCACCCCCACCGAUGCCUCCACCUUUGGAAUCUCAUGAUCCUUCCGAGUCCAGACCGUUCCUCGAUCCGUACGGAAGAGCGAAGACAGUACGCAUCGGGAAAUGGAGGUGGCCACCGCCCAGCGACUCGAACGAGAAUCAAGGACAAGACAGUUUCAUAGAAUUCAAGAUGCGCCAACAACAGCAACAACGCAAGAUAACGCCGCAUUAUCAGGAAUACGAUCAUGGCGAAGGCGAGCCUACGACGGAAGGCGGCGUCGAAUGGGAAGAAUUCGAGAUCGAAAAUAUUGUCAGCAACGAAUCCGCGCAUCCGACUGCGACGAAACACGAAGGUUACAAGGAAGAAGGAGAAAAGAAAAAGAAAAAGUCGAAAUCACCUCUGGAAGUAGGCGCGCAAAGACCGUCGCCGGGAAGCAUAGGCAAGCUGAAACUCAGCUCAGAAAUGAGGCAGAGAUUGGAAAAAGUGACAGCGAAUCAUAGCGUGAGAUCCACGAAGACAACUGAGAAACCCGCUCUUCCGCGAGAAGACGGAAAAAUCAAAAGAUUAGAGGACAACAGGAAACUCCUGUUAGAACAACAAUUAGGCGGCAGAUGGGACGAUUAUGCUUCCACCGCUGAUGACACCCAAAGCGUCACUUCUAAAGGCACAACUGACAUGAUGACGCAAGCUCACGUAGUGAGGACGCAGAUUGAGAGAAUGGAACGACCUGUACCGCCGCCGCCGCCCAUCACGCCACCGCAACCACCGAGUCCAAGAGGCGGCAGUGUGUACAGCAAUAGUCAGUCCGGCGUACCUCAGCCGCGAUCGCCGCCAGCGCCGAUCGAGCCGAAAACCCGUGACUCCUUCCGCACGUCCCCGGAUUCCGAGACCUUCGAUCAUUUUUCGAAAAAUCAAAUGUUCAGUCAAAGCCGAGACAUCUUUGCCUCGCAGCAGCACUUGCGCGAUAAUCACGACUACCGCAAUGACUUCGACAAGAUUCGCGCGCAGGAUGUCAAGUCUAAGGAUUUCUACGGUAAAGACAGCACCGACUUAGCGAGUUCGGCGCGCGAUCGCAGUUCCGACUUCGACUCGCGGCGAGACCUGAACUCCGAACUGUUCGACUCGAAAUAUGCGUUCGACGGGUCAAACGGUAAGCGCGAUCCGUUCAGCAUGACUCGGGACGUGUCGCCGAAAUCGCGGGACAGUUUCGGGAUGCCAUCGCCGCGAGACUUCGGCGUCAUUCCGAACACGAGGGAGUCCUUCACUGUCGCACGUCAGAGCUUCAACAAGCUGGACGACAGACGUUCGAGCGUAGCUUCGACUCAUCGCACCGACAAAAUGGAGAGGAUUGAAAUAGAGGAAUGGCCGGAGUUUCUCAAGCCGGUGUUACCGCCGGCGGACAAGCCGGAGAUUGAGAAAGUCCAGGAGGUGGUGAACACCAAGCUUUACCCACAAACCUCCAACGCGCACUUUACGUAUAACAGAGUCACGUGGACCUUGAGAAUCAAGAAAGAGAUCUUCGCACCCAACGAGACGCUAAACAGCCCUCUAGCCUUGCAUUUGGUGUUUUGCCAAGUUGCAUACGACGUGCUGGCGACGUCCAGCAUAAGAAUCGCGAAAGAGGAUCGACAGAACAUGCUAAAAAUGCUGGAUAACUACGGCGUCACACUGGAUAAUCUCCAGAGUACGCAGCACAAGAUCACGAUCAAAAAGAAUAUCGUGGACAUGGCAAAGCAGUGGCCGUUAUACUUCGCUAGGAUAUUCCCGGUAUCGAUUGGCCCACAGCAUCCGGAAACACAACACGUGGCGGUGUCGCAUCACGGGCUUCGAUUGAUCAAGCGCAUUCCUAACGGCGAUCUGAUAAUCCUGGAAACUCUGCCGCUGGAGGACAUCGUCUCCGUGAAUUCUGCCAGGGCGGGCGUGUGCGUGCUGCAGAUCGCGUCGGGGGUGAGAUUACCUUUCCAUACGAAUCGCGCCCCCCAAUUGGCGGAGAUGAUCGGCAAGUACAUCAGACUGAUCGAUCAAAAGCCACACCAGAAAGUCAAUCAUCACGAAAAUCACGUGUCGCAAAUCACGAAGACGAUUCAGGCGCAGGCGAACCACUCGAAUCACAUCCAACUGCACAAUCAUUCCAAUCACGUAAUCUCCGAGCACGAGAAUCACGUAUCGAUCGGUCGCGUGCCCAACCACGUGUCGGUUAACCAUCAGACCCAUCAGAAGAACCUGCAAAACCAGCGAUUGAGCCCGGAAUGGCGACAGCCGGAUGACAACGUCCGCGUCCAAGAAGAUAGCAUCUACGAGACCGGACCGGUAGUGAAUGAUGGCAAACAUUCCUUGUUGCAAUAUGCCAUGUUGAACUUCCGUCAAAGCACAGAAAAAUUCGAGAUGUUGAAGACCGCAGAUGGAUCGAUCAGCGGGUCUCUUAAGGUGAUCGAAUCGCUGAAGAGCAAAAAGAAGAACAAAAAGGGCAAAGGCCAGCAGGAUGGCACCGAAUGGACCUGGAAGGAGCAGGUGGAUCUCGUCAAGUACUCCACCAUUCCCAUCGAGCAGAGUCUGCUCAGGUUGGACACAGACUUGAGUGUUUUAGCAGUGGAAUGCUUCCUGUGUCUAAUGAGGUACAUGGGAGACCAGCCAUUGCCGCCUGAAACCAGUGAAGUCAAAUGCGUCUACACCAUUCUUAUGCAUUGUCACAAGCACGAACAGCUCCGCGAUGAGAUUUAUUGCCAGUUAAUGAAGCAAACUACCAAUAACAAGAGCCCAAAUCCGGAGAGCUGUCAGCGGGGCUGGCGGAUCUUCAGCAUCAUCGCCGCCUAUUUCACAUGCAGCGAGGGUUUGAGACCUUACUUGAUGAAGUACCUCGAAACGGCAGCGUACGACAAGCGUCGCGCGUAUCACGGCACCGCGAUGGUCUGUCUGCAAAACCUCAGGAAGACCGUGAAGUACGGCGGACGUAAAAAUGUGCCCAGUGUCGAGGAGAUCAUGGCGAUCAGCGCGGGCAGGAACGCGAAGAGGCAGAUCUACCGAUUACCGGGCGGCACCGAGAGGGUCAUUAACACGAAAUGCACAACCGUCGUGCAAGACGUUAUUGAAGAAAUGUGCAACGUCAUCUCCGUGAGAAAUCCCCACGAGAUGGACGAGUUCUCGUUAUAUUGCAUCGUCGACGGUGACGCGUUCACCAUGCCAUUGGCCAGAGACGAAUAUGUCCUGGACGUGACCACGGAGCUUCAGAAAAACCAUCAAGUGUUCUAUUUAAUAUUUUGCAGAUCCGUUUGGUACUAUCCUCUGCGGUUGGAUGCAGCGUUAUAUAUAGAAGUCGUAUUUAAUCAAAUUGCUCCUGAUUAUCUGGAAGGGCUUUUAUUAGUUCUACCUGGAGAACAUCUACCUCAGGAAAUAAUUUAUGACAUGGCACAAAUAGCGGCUCUGCUGCAUAGAGCAGCCGACAUGGCGCACGAACCGGCAACAAAAGAGAUUAAAUACUUAUUGCCAAAACCAGCGCUUAGCUUGAGGGAUCCUAGACCACAACAAUGGUCCAACAUGGUCCUGCAAGCCUGGAAUAAUGUUCAACACUCCUCCGCGGCCGUUUGCAAGGCGCAAGUGCUUGAAAUAUUGUCCAAGUGGCCGCUUUUGGACAAGUUCUUUGCGGUAAAGCGAGUACCCGAAGGCAAGGAAAAGGGCGCCGAUCACAUUCUUGCUCUCAAUCGACAUGGAGUGCACUUUAUAGAUCUAAUCACACAUGAAACGCUGUAUCAUUAUCCCUAUUCUGAAGUGAUUUCCACCCGGAAGGUCAAAUCUGAAGAGGGCACACUCUAUCUUGAUAUGAAGUGUGGCAAUCUGAUGCAGCAGCGUAUCACCAGGCUACAGACGGAGCAGGCACACGAAAUUUCACGCCUAAUCAGACAGUAUAUUACCAUGGAGCAGCGGGCGUCCAAUACUCAAGGCGCCAGCAUCGGUCUCGGCAUGAGAUAAGCUCAUUCAUCACGCGACACGCUCCCUUUGCGACUGAUAUUCGAUCCAGAUUAGUCAAUCUAUAAAAUCGUAACUAAGUUAAGCUAUCGAUUAUGUAUUAUACAUAAAAAAAUCUUCGAGUUUAACAGGUGAAGACCGCCUAAAUAGCUUAUAUUUCAUAUGGUACCGCUUUUAAUGUGACUUACAUAAGGUACCAACUUUAAUGUUUAAGCUACAUGGGGUACCAAGUGGGAUAGUAGGUCCGUUCCGACGCAGUGGCCCGGGCCUCAACGGAUUGUACUAAUUUGUCGUCAGGAAUAUCCGUAGGACUCACUGAGAAAGAAAAGAUCGUGAGAAAAUGACGGAUGCUCAAAUAUCUAAGCCGUCCAUUCGAAUGCAACGAUGGACUUGUAUAGCGUUUAUUUAUAUUAAAAAAUUUUAUAAAGACAAACAAGCAAAUAAAAAUAGAGAUUACAUCCAUCGUGGCAGUGUAACGCCAAUAUUAACAACGUCGAGAGAAUGACUGUUGAAGAAAAAAAACUAACCAUACAAUGAUCAUAUAUUAUCAGAAAAAUUAUUAAUAAUAAUUGUACGUAUGCAUAUAGAUGUACGAUGUGAACAAAGAUUAUUAACUUUAUAUUGAAA
This is a messenger RNA of Linepithema humile (Argentine ant), 11564 nucleotides long. It is a transcript of the gene Myo10A, whose product is annotated as Myosin 10A. Gene Ontology annotation, molecular function: protein binding; cytoskeletal motor activity; ATP binding. NCBI's taxonomy places the organism in Eukaryota, Metazoa, Arthropoda, Insecta, Hymenoptera, Formicidae. Gene Ontology annotation, cellular component: cytoskeleton; myosin complex. The record is from RefSeq and is a predicted model, not a curated record.